GCUCCUCGUAGCGGAAGUGAGACGGGGGAGUCUGUCCGCCAUUGUGGACCCAAGGAACGGAGUGCGAGAGAAGAGGAACGAGCAAGCAGAAGCAGGGGCUCCCCUCCUCCGUCUCCCCAGUGCAAGCCUCCUUUCUUCCUGGCCUCGCAGCCGGCGGCGGCGAUAGGGACAAUCACUUGGCGGAGGGCGGCGGCCGACGGCUGGGAGUGCACGGGAGAGGCCCAGGCGGCGGCGGCGGCGGCAUCAGCAGCAGCAGUUCUAGGGUUGCGGUGAAGAAUGUCAGCCACUAGCGUGGAUCAGAGACCUAAAGGGCAAGGAAAUAAAGUUUCAGUACAAAAUGGUUCGAUUCAUCAGAAAGAUGCUGUGAAUGAUGAUGAUUUUGAGCCAUACCUAAGUAGCCAGACAAAUCAGAGUAACAGCUAUCCACCAAUGUCAGAUCCAUACAUGCCUAGUUACUAUGCUCCAUCCAUUGGAUUUCCGUAUUCUCUUGGUGAAGCAGCAUGGUCCACAGCUGGAGACCCGCCUAUGCCAUAUUUGACAACCUAUGGACAAAUGAGCAAUGGUGAACAUCAUUAUAUACCUGAUGGUGUGUUUAGUCAACCUGGGGCUUUAGGAAAUACUCCCCCAUUCCUUGGUCAGCAUGGAUUUAACUUUUUUCCUGGGAAUGCAGAUUUCUCUACAUGGGGGACAAGUGGAUCUCAGGGACAAUCAACACAAAGUUCUGCUUAUAGUAGCAGCUAUGGUUAUCCACCUAGCUCUCUUGGGAGAGCCAUAACUGAUGGACAGGCUGGAUUUGGCAAUGAUACUUUAAGUAAGGUGCCUGGCAUUAAUAGUAUUGAGCAAGGCAUGACUGGACUGAAAAUUGGUGGUGAUAUGACAGCUGCUGUAACAAAAACUGUAGGUUCCGCUUUGAGCAGUACAGGUAUGACAAGCAUUGCAGCAAAUAGUGUACCCCCAGUUAGCAGUUCAGCACCAAAACCGACCUCUUGGGCUGCCAUUGCCAGAAAGCCUGCCAAACCUCAACCGAAACUUAAACCUAAGGGCAAUGUGGGAAUUGGGGGAUCUGCUGUACCACCACCUCCUAUAAAACAUAACAUGAAUAUUGGAACUUGGGAUGACAAAGGGUCAGUGGUAAAAGCUCCACCCACCCAACCAGUUCUGCCUCCUCAGACUAUAAUCCAGCAGCCUCAGCCAUUAAUUCAACCACCACCAUUGGUGCAAAGCCAACUGCCUCAACAGCAGCCUCAGCCACCACAACCACAGCAGCAACAAGGACCUCAGCCACAGGCCCAGCCUCACCAAGUGCAGCAGCAGCAACCGCAGCAGCUGCAAAAUCGUUGGGUAGCUCCUCGUAAUAGAGGAGUAGGUUUCAACCAGAACAGUGGAGCAGGCAGUGAAAACUUUGGUUUAGGUGUUGUUCCUGUCAGCUCUUCACCAUCUGGAGUAGAGGUGCACCCAGUACUGGAAAAACUAAAGGCCAUAAAUAACUAUAAUCCCAAAGACUUUGAUUGGAACCUGAAGAAUGGGCGUGUGUUUAUAAUCAAAAGCUAUUCUGAGGAUGAUAUCCAUCGUUCCAUUAAGUAUUCUAUCUGGUGUAGUACUGAACAUGGUAAUAAGCGUUUGGAUGCAGCUUACCGUUCUCUGAAUGGUAAAGGCCCACUCUAUUUACUCUUCAGUGUGAAUGGGAGCGGACACUUUUGUGGAGUGGCUGAGAUGAAGUCUGUUGUGGACUACAAUGCAUAUGCUGGAGUCUGGUCUCAGGAUAAGUGGAAGGGCAAGUUUGAUGUUAAAUGGAUCUUUGUCAAAGAUGUUCCCAAUAACCAGUUGCGGCACAUUCGUUUGGAAAAUAAUGACAACAAACCAGUUACCAAUUCAAGGGACACUCAAGAAGUACCCCUAGAAAAAGCUAAGCAAGUGCUUAAAAUAAUUGCUACUUUCAAGCAUACCACCUCAAUCUUUGAUGACUUUGCACAUUAUGAAAAGCGUCAAGAGGAGGAGGAAGCCAUGCGUAGGGAGAGAAAUAGAAACAAACAAUAACUGUGGAGAUGCCCGCUAGAAUUACAACACUAAUGAUGUAGACUCUGGAAAUGCCUCCUUUGUCUAAGAAGACGUUAUUAAAGCUUUUUUUUUUCUGCUUACGGUGACAUCUUUGAACACUUUAACACAAAAUUGACUCUUCUUGUAUUGGUUCUCAUCAGCGCAUCUGCCCUUAUACUCUCUCACCAAACACACUUGAGAACUGUUAACUUCGUCAAGCACUUUCUGUCCUGAAGCUUUUACCAGUAUCUGCUGUCUUUUGUAAUUAUGCAUCCUAGCUAAGGCACAGGAGACUGAAUGAAUGCAAGGAUUCAUUAACUCUUUGAAUUUGUUAAAUACUAACAACCAUUAGAAGUGGUUCAAUGAUGUAAGAUUCACACUGCUUCAACUUUUUCUUUGUCGUAGUUUUUUAAUUGUCAAUUUUUAGCUACUUGACAGAUUAAAAGCAAAAUCAUGCCAUAUUUAGUCCUGGAGUAAAACUCAAGUCUAAAUGUUCAUGUGAAAAUUAUUGUAGUAAACUUUCAAUAUGGCAAAGCAACUUUAAGCUAUAUUUUAGCCAAACGAAAUAUAAUCUGAAAUUAUAUUAGAAUGAUAUUUCCCUUGUCUCAAAUUGUUUGGUGUAACAGAAUAUUGAUAUGCAGCUUGGUGGAUGUCACCAAUUAAUGCACAUUCUUCUUCCUCUUCCCUUUUCCUUCCCCCAACUUAAAACAUGUAUACUGAAAAAUGUGCAUUUGUCUGAGGAAUUAUUUUGUUUGCUACCACUUGAUGAAUCUCAAAAGUUUUGAGUAAAUGUACCUCAGUCUAAUCAGACUUUUUAUGACCUUUCUAACUACAUUUAAAAUAAUCCUUAAUUCUUAUUUCUGGGUCUUUGCGAGCCUGACAGAUUGCUAUCAUGAAGUAAAAAAUUUACUCCUAGAUGAUUCACUAGCUAAAUAAACAUAGUUCUUGUUUAGCAAGCA
Molecule: messenger RNA, 2996 nt
Organism: Gracilinanus agilis (Agile Gracile Mouse Opossum)
Lineage: Eukaryota; Metazoa; Chordata; Mammalia; Didelphimorphia; Didelphidae
Gene: YTHDF3
Product: YTH N6-methyladenosine RNA binding protein 3
Exons: 5
Coding region: 277-2037 (586 amino acids)
Biological process (GO): mRNA destabilization
Cellular component (GO): cytoplasm
Molecular function (GO): N6-methyladenosine-containing RNA reader activity; mRNA binding
Source: RefSeq, a predicted model, not a curated record